Messenger RNA from Fusarium redolens, 1122 nucleotides. RefSeq lists its product as uncharacterized. Bases 91 to 798 code for a protein of 235 amino acids. The record is from RefSeq and is a predicted model, not a curated record. The transcript has a single exon. NCBI's taxonomy places the organism in Eukaryota, Fungi, Ascomycota, Sordariomycetes, Hypocreales, Nectriaceae.
CCUCCCUUCAAACCUUACUUUUCCUUCCGUCGGACGCAAGGCAAAGUUUUUCUCAUUACUUUCGUACCACAAAAAAUAAAUCUUACAAGGAUGAAAUCAAACGCAAACUUUGAUUUUACGCGCUGGGAAGUGCAUGAGACCGAGACAGAUUGUAAUCUGAUCUUUCGUUCAACCUUAGGACAGGUGUUCUAUUGUCAUAUUAACCCCGACAAAUUCAUUGAUUCUCCUACUGUUCUUGGACAAUAUCUCAAAUGUCUCCAGAUUCUGCGAACUGGUGAACAGGAGAUCGAUGAUUUUUAUGACGAAGAUGCCUACGACUGGCUGUCUCAAUCCUUUGCGCCGUUGAUCACUCAGCUGGUACAGUCUUCGGGCAUGGACGCUGUUGUGAAUCCGACCUUGGCGCAUUAUCUAUUUCCUUCCAAAACAUACAACAUUCAACUUCUUGCUGUGGAUGAUGAGUUGAAGCCUGAAGUAGUCGACUUCGAAGGGCACGGUUGGAUUAAUUCCAUUAUCGAGGUAGAUGAUGACUUCCUACGCGAACUUGAUCAGUGGACUCGAUCUUAUGCACCGUCCAACGUGCAGUUAUGCUACGAUCGCCCCGAAGACAGUCUUAUUAAGACACCCAAACGAACGAUUAUAUUCAAUCAAAAGGGACAGCCAGUCACCUGUUUUUUCAAACAAUUCGGCUUGUCAUUUGGUUCAUCGCAUGCAAAAAAGGAGCUUGAGGCAAUGAAGAAGAUUACUCUGGCCCUGUUUCCCCCCCACCCAACACAUUUAUCUGUCGACUGGUUGGUGUAGUGUGGGAAAACAACAAGCUACUAGGGAUGUUGUUUGCCUGGAUAGAUGCGGAGUGCGUAUUAUCGAAGGCCAGAGCAGCGAAAAGCCCAGGUACCUUGAGGGAACGCUGGCUAUCGCAAAUUAAUAGAUCAGUCCACUGGUUGCACGAAGAAGGAAUUGUCUGGGGCGAUGCUAAGUCAGAUAAUGUUCUCAUAGAUAAGGACGAAAAUGCGUGGAUUAUUGAUUUCGGUGGUAGUUACACCCCGGGCUGGGUUGAUGAAGACAAAGCCGAAACUCUCGAGGGCGACUAUCAAGGUGUGAGCAAAAUCAAUGAGAUGUUGCGUC